Molecule: messenger RNA, 2326 nt
Organism: Paramisgurnus dabryanus
Lineage: Eukaryota; Metazoa; Chordata; Actinopteri; Cypriniformes; Cobitidae
Gene: rell2
Product: RELT like 2
Biological process (GO): positive regulation of p38MAPK cascade; positive regulation of cell-substrate adhesion
Source: RefSeq, a predicted model, not a curated record
UCUACCUUUAAAUAUCCAGCGGGCUGAGCACAACUGCUGUCGUGAGAGUUUAUCUGCUGCAUCAUAACAUCCUCUCAGUUGAAAGUCUACAUGUCGAACGAUUGACCGUCCAUAGUGAAAGCUGACAGGGGGAUGGCAGACCACGAGACACCCAGUGUGGGUGAACCUCCGCCAACAUACAUCAUCUUCCUCAUGGUCUUUCUAUUUUUCACCACUGGUCUUCUGGGUUUCCUGGUAUGUCAUUUGCUGAAAAAGAAAGGCUACAGAUGUGAACUGGAGGACGAUGAAGAAGCCUGCGAGGAAAAACUAGAGACAGAAAAAGACGAUGAAUCAGAUGACAGUCAGGACACUUUGGAACAAAUUCUGAAGUGCAUCAUUGAAAACCAAGCCAAUACAGAGGCCUUCAAAGAUAUGCUGGGUGGCCAAAAUGUUUGUGAACAUCAUGACCCUUGGUUACGUCGCAAAGACAGUAUAGAUGGUCCUCCCCUGCACCAUCACACAGUUCAUCUGGGAGGUGAAAUCAGCUAUUGUGUCCACUGUAGACAGGGACAUUUAUUAAAAACACGACGCAGAAGUCGUUUGUUUAAAAGCAAAGGCCGACCAGGGGAGCAGACUGUAUUUUCGGUUGGCAGAUUUCGUGUCACCCACAUGGAGAAAAAAAACAGCCUUCAAGGUUCGAUUAAUCUGCACACUCCUAAACCGGGUGACAUGUCGAAUGACACAACACUCUCAGGAAUUAAAGAUACCUCAAAAAAGCCUCAGGAGGAAUACAACAUCCGCAACAUGUUUAAAGACGGAGCAACUAACGGCACGGUCCCAAAUGUAGGCAAGCGGAAGAAAAGCAUACCACUGCUUGGCUUCUACAAGGGAAGCAAUCCAGUGGGAACCAAAGCGAUACAAGAGAUGUUUGUGGAGGACAAAGAAGGGCAGAAUACUGCUGAUCAGCUGUCGGUCUCUCUGGAAGAGUGCCUGAGUUCAGCUGCUGUGUUGCGUACUGACUCUGAAACAGCAUUAGACAAAAACUCAAAUAAAGGUUCUGCUCAUAAAUUGGAGAAAACGGUCCACGAGAGUAGCUCAGGGGGUGAAAUCUCUGACAAAGGGACUUCAGAUGUGAUUUCACAAGACAAAUUAAAUACAAAGACAACGGUCACAGUUUGUGAUCGCUUUAGAUUUUCUGUGGUUCUUACUGAGGAGGAGACGAUCAUUACAUCUACAGCUAGUACUGAGGAUAGCGGAAAUGAUAAUGUGCCAAAAGAUAACACCAUGACUGAUAAAGAUACACAGCAAAACCCCUAAGUGUUACAUUAACACUCAUGGGGUGGUUUCCCAGACAGGGUUUAGGUUAAUCCAGGACUAAGCUUUAGUUAUAUUGGUACAUGUAAGUAGUUUUUACAAACAAACCUUACAAAAACAAUACUGGUGUGCAUCUUGAGACAAAACAGUGGCACUGAUGUAUGGUAUGACAUGUCAGGUGUUUUUAAAUUAAGGCUGCUUAAACAUGUAUUCUAGUCUGGGACUAAGAUAAGCCCUGUCUGGGAAACCGCCCCCUUAGUGUAGGGGAGAACCGGGACGAAAGUAAUGCGGGACGAAAGUAACGCGGGACGAAAGUAACUUUUCUCAGACUUUUUCUUUGACUACAUUCAGGGUUGGGCAAAGAUAUAUCAAAAUGUAUUUUAAAAUAAAAUACAAAAUACCUUUGUUUUAAGGAUACAAAAAAAACUACAAAAUACAGCAGCUACAGAAAAAAACUACAAAAUACAGCAGCUACAAAAUGUAUCAAAAUAAACUACUGUAUUUUUGUAUUUUGAAAAUACUAAAAAAAUACUUUUACAAAGGAGCAUGAAAUUUCUUCUCUUCGCAAACCUUCCAUCAGUUGGACUAUUUGAUCUAUUGCUUCACCAUUACGUUGACUCAGAUUGAGUCAUGCAAUAAUCUGACAUAUACAACCGGUAACAAAGGGUAACAAACGGUAACAAAACUUUGCAUAAGCAACACUGACAAACAAGUUUAGACCACUACACCAAUAUCGUGGCAUUAAAAUACCAGUUGUUGUACACUGAAACGUUUUUCAUGCACAACCAACAUAGACUGAAAGUAGCUAGCUAAACUAUUUAGCCUAGGCUAGUUAAACAAACAUCAAAACUUAACAUGAAUUAUUAAAAAUGAUUACAAAUUAUGCAAAAAAUAUGAAAAGCUGGCAGCCUGCACGUGUCUUACCUUGACCACCACAUUUCAUAUACGCCUUAUUCAGCCUGCUGCCAUGUUGAUUCCAAACCGAGGCUGUGAGGGAUGCUUUAAACCUACUGUUUUGUACCGGGAUGCCGGU